AUGUCUUGCUUCCCCACCACCUUUGCUCUCCUUCUACUUAUUGCCGCCGCUGCAAAAUCUGCACCGAUCAAGAAACAUGUAGAGGCGGUGGAAGCCACGAGAGAAGGCAUGCGCCAAGCAGUCUCUUGGGCUAAUGGCUUCAAAUUGGUUACCGGGCUGGGCCGGGAGUCGGGCUUUCCAUCCCGGGCCCUCCUCGACUGUGCGGUUAUGUACGAAGAUGCGGAGUCGAGGCUGGCCCGGUUGGUCACCGGUGAGAGGGAGGAGUACUGGAGCCGUGACGACGCUGUGACAUGGCUGAGCGCCGCCUUGGCUGGCCACAACGCUUGUUUGGAUGGGCUGGGAGAUAUGAGGGUUUCCUUUGAAGCCCAUAAUUUGACUGAGGUGAUUAGGGAGACUUUGGGGUUAUACCGGGCCGAGACUACUAAUCCAAUGGGAAAAGGUAAGGGUAAGACAGGAGGAGGGAGUUUAGCGGCGUGGAAUGCGGCAACCUCGAAUGCGGACUAUGUGGUGGCUCAAGACGGGUCCGGGAGGUAUAAAACAAUUAACGAGGCUGUGGUCGUGAUAGCUCGAUCGGGCGAAAACCGGCCCGAGCGAGUCAUAGUACACGUAAAAUCAGGCGUGUAUAGAGAAAAUGUAGAAAUUGGAAGAAAAUUGACCAACCUCAUGCUCGUCGGCGACGGCAUCGACAAAACAAUCGUCACCGGAAAUCGAAAUGUACAAGACGGUGCCACCACCUUCAGUUCUGCCACAUUCGGUGUCUCGGGUGAUGGAUUUUGGGCCCGGGACAUGACGUUCGAGAACACGGCUGGGCCCGGGAAGCACCAGGCAGUGGCGCUGAGAGCAUCUCCUAUGGCGCCCCUCCGGGUGGGUUCGGACCGGUCGGUUUUCUACCGGUGCAGCUUCAAGGGCUAUCAAGACACGCUCUACACCCUGUCGCUCCGGCAGUUCUACCGGAGCUGCCACGUGUACGGCACAGUGGACUUCAUAUUCGGCGACGCGGCGGCGGUGCUCGAGGACUGCGACAUCCUGGUGCGUCGGCCGAUGGACCACCAGUCCAACUUCAUCACGGCGCAGGGGCGGAGCGACCCCAACCAGAACACGGGGAUCUCGGUCGUCGGCUGCCGCGUGCGGCCGGCGCCGGAUCUCCGAGGCGCAGAGGGGAGGUUCGAGACCUUCCUAGGGCGACCGUGGAAGAAAUUCUCGAGGACGGUUUUCGUGAAGACGGAUUUGGACGGGCUGAUUGAUCGGAGGGGGUGGAAGGAGUGGAGCGGCGGAUUUGCGCUUGCGACGCUCUACUAUGCGGAGUUCAUGAAUACGGGAGGCGGAGCAUCCACGGCCGGCCGGGUUAAGUGGCCGGGAUUCCACGUGUUGAUCGACGCGCGUGAGGCCGAGAAGUUCAGCGCUAGGGGUUUUAUUGGCGGCGAUCAGUGGAUUCCGGCCACCGGAGUGCCGUUCUAG
This is a messenger RNA of Salvia splendens (bonfire salvia), 1458 nucleotides long. RefSeq names its product pectinesterase. The coding region runs from base 1 to 1458 and encodes 485 amino acids. Lineage: Eukaryota; Viridiplantae; Streptophyta; Magnoliopsida; Lamiales; Lamiaceae. The transcript is spliced from 4 exons. Gene Ontology annotation, molecular function: enzyme inhibitor activity; pectinesterase activity. Gene Ontology annotation, biological process: cell wall modification. The record is from RefSeq and is a predicted model, not a curated record.